AUGCAGGACUAUCGUGAGUUCAGGAAAAGAUGUGAGAUUUACAGAAAGAAGAUGCAAAUCGGCAAUCGGCAGUCGGAAGUUGUUUACAACCUGGUUACAUUGAUGAGUGGAAAAUCAUGGGAUCUUGUUGAAGACAUGACAAUGGACCAGAUGGCUGCCGACAAUGCCUAUGACCUCUUGUUCGAACGACUCGAUCGAGGAUUCAAAUAUGAUCCUUUGACAGAGUUGCCCGACGACUUUGAGCAGUAUUUCGUUCGACUGCAGAGGAAACCCCAUCAGACCUUGCAGGACUACAUGAAUGACUACACCCGCUGUGAACGACGGCUUCAAAUGACGCAUUCAGUCAACCUUCCUGAAAAGGUCAGGGCAUGGUGGUUUUUGAGGAGGUCAGGGAUUACAAAGGAGCAACGUCAGCUGAUAUUGACCAAUACUGGUACAGGUGGAUUGACAAUUGAGGAGGUGAUGAAGUCCAUGAGCUUUAUCCUUGGGCAGGACUCGACAUUGCAAUCCACAUCAUCAUCCAGAUGGUCACGGCCGCCAGGAAAACCAGUCGACACCUACUACUGUGAUGAAGACCAGACAUACGACUGGGCAGCUGGAUCCGAUGAAGUGGUGAUGGAUCCCUCCCCAGCGUAUUAUGGUGAGGAUUAUGACUGGGAUGAUUGGCAAGACGGCGCAACAGAGUGUGCAGAAGACAUUGCUUUUGUUGAUCAUUGUGAACAGGUGUACGAUGUUGAUGAGUUUGAUGAUGUGUUUGCAAACUAUCAAGAUGCAAAAGCAAAGAUGAACGCACUUCGCAAUUCCCGUGGAUUCUAUCCUGUUGUUGCUAUGUUGCCGCCUCACGUGUCAGGACAAUCUCAAGGAGGACAACCUCGUGGCAAGAGCAGUGGCAAAUCCAAGUCGAAGAGCAAAGAUGAACCGCAUCAAGUGCUGCUCCCAGAGGACACCGAAUCUCAUGUCGGAGAACAUAUCGAUGGAGGCAUUCAGCAGUUGUUGGAUGAGGUGAUGGUUGCAGAAGACACGUUGGACGUGUCUCAGCCUCGGCAGUCAGUCUUGCCGGCUACCACGCGUCAGUCAGACGGAAAAGAUGAGCAGGAGAUCGGAGCGGUCAAAAGACUUCAUGGUCAUGUCCUACGAAAGCUGCAGCGACAAGCAGAGGAGGCAUGCAGAGUGGAGGACAAGAUGCUUCAACAGGGGCAAUCCAUUGACAAUGCAAGCAAUGCACCAGGCGGCAAAAGUCGAAGCUCUAUGGCUGAAGACUAUCCAGAACGACUGGCAAAGAAGUUGGCACAACUGAUGCAAGCAGAUCCCGAUGAAACCCCAGUCCUUGCAGCAGAAGAUGAAGAUGUCGACAUGCCAGAAGUUGGCAAAGCAGCAAUGAACUAUGUGGUCAGAUUGCAUCGCAACUUGGGCCAUCCAGGAUCCAAUGUUCUUUGCAAGAUGCUUGAAGAGGUUCAGGCCACCGAGAAUGUCAUGACAGAGUACGAGCUUGAAGAUCUGAUGAAUGAUGAAAAUGAAGAAUAUGAACCUACCGAACCACCGUCAGAUCAAGAAGCACGAGAUGAUGCAAUACCAGAAGAUGAAAUUCCUGGCGCAGUCCUCAUGUACCAGAACAGACGAAGUGAAGAGAUGAACCAAAGACCAAACUCUUCCGCUUCACCAUCUACAGAAGUUCCAGAAUGUCCUUCAAUUGCUGGAGAUGAUCAAGAAAUGAAGAGAGAGAUGGAAGAUGAUAUCCAAGAGUCAGCAUUGAAGCGUGCGAGAAAGGCAGCCGACAUACCAGACUACAUGAAGAAGGUCAUGCCCGUGACCAUCCACAAAGGUCUUGACGACCUUUGUUUGUUGUGCUUUUCAGAUGCUGCAUUCAAUGUCAGAAGCGAUGGUAGCAGUCAGGGUGGAUACAUUGUUGUGUUGACAUCGCAGAAAGCAUUGUCUGGUCAGCAGGUUCCAUACAAUGUGCUCAGUUGGCGAUCCUUCAAACUCAUUCGAGUUUGUCGGUCAAGUCUGAGUGCAGAGAGUCAAGCGUGCUCGACAGCGCUUGACGAGCUGAUGAUGGUGAGGUCAAUGCUUGCAAUGAUGUUGAAUCCACAGCUUGAUCCGAUGGCAGAAGCUACAGCAGCAGAUUGUGGCAAGUCGGCCAUCAUCAUUGAUGCCAAGGCCCUUUACGACAGUUUGAAGAAGGACGGCAUUGGCAGCUCAGCUGACAAACGUGCUGGAAUAGAGAUCUUGUGCAUCAAGGAGGAGAUCAAAAGGCUCAAGACAGAGCUCAGGUGGGUAUCCAGUGAACGGAUGCUCGCAGACGGGCUCACCAAGAUCCAUGCCCGACAGCAGAUGACAGAAAUGUUGAAAAGUGGUUGGCUCAGCAUUGUUCAUGAUGAAAGCUACACAGCAGCCAAAAAGAAGAACAAGGAGGAACGACAGGCAUCCACAGCAAACACCUUUGGAUACACGAACCAAGUGGCAGCAAGGAUUUCGAUGGUUGUUGCAUUGAAUCAUGUUGCAGAGGCCACGACAAUGGACAACACACAAACUGAAGGUGAAGAGUUGGGUGUAGUUGAAUCCGCUUUCUUCAACUAUGCUUUCUUUGUGACAGCAUUGUCAUUGUUGUUGGGAGUGCCUAUGGUGGCAUAUGGGAUCUACAAGUGCAUGUGCAGGUUGUUUCAGUUCAUCAAGUAUCUGUACUAUCAGGAAAGGUUGAUCACCAUGCUACGCUUGGAAAACCUGGAACUGAAAGAAGAAGCAGAGAAUUCCCGAAAAGAGCUGGCACGACUCCGAACUCGCCUCGUGAGGAUGCGAGUGGGCUUGUGUUUCUACACCGAAGGUGGAACACGGUGGCAUGUCUUUAAUGAUUGCCGCAGCUUUCGUGCUAGUUCAAGGGUGUUGAACAAAGAUGGCUUAUGUCGAGUGUGCUGGGAACGAUUGCAAGAUGAAACAGCUGGAGAGGACAAGAUCAUGCAGACCAACCCAGUGCUUGAGUCCUUCGGGAAUGCGAUGACAGUUAGGAACAAUAACUCCUCACGUUUUGGGAAGUGGUUGCAAAUGACUGUCUCGCCAUCACUCUCAAUUGAAAGCUGUACAGUCACGGACUACCUGCUAGAGUUGACUCGUGUUUGCAGUCAAGGAAGCAAAGAGAGGAACUAUCACAUCUUCUUUCAGCUGAUUGAUGCUCGUCAAAGCGACGAGCUAAAGAGCCUUGGAAUCAUGGAGGCGAAGGACUACGCAUACUUGAAGAAUUGCUUGGCCAAGGCGCCAGGCAUUGACGACAGCCGCUUCUUCGAAGAGCUGAAAGAUGCCUUUCAGGGGUUGGGCAUUGGCCCCAAGCUUCAGUUGGAGGUCUUCAGCAUCGUGGCUGGCCUCCUUUUAAUGGGGAAUGUGGAGUUCGCUGAGGAAGGGGAGGCAGCAAAACUCACUGAUGAGUCCGACUCUGCACCUAUCAAAAAGGCUUCCCAGGUGCUGGGCCUGGAGCUGGAGGCCUUGAAAUCAGCUUUGCUGAAACGCCUGAUCAAAGUCGGAAAGGAUGUGACGGCAAAGCCUCGCACGGCACCGCAAGCCCGCGCUACGGCUGACGCAGUGGCACGGCUAUUGCGUUCCUUUAUGAACUUGGCGGAAUAUGUGUACACAAUGUGGACAAAUGUACAGUUACAAGUUGCAUCAUUUAGGCAUUGUAAUUAG
This is a messenger RNA of Durusdinium trenchii, 3672 nucleotides long. NCBI's taxonomy places the organism in Eukaryota, Dinophyceae, Suessiales, Symbiodiniaceae. The record is from the annotation of a GenBank genome assembly.